GGAAGAUACUGCAGCUCUGAUUUUAGAAAGAGGCACAGUAUCAGCGAGAUGGCAUAUGAAUUAGAUGAACAAAAAAAGGUUGGGUUAGGUCUCAUUGGAUUUGGCAUCUUUUUCACAUUUCUUGCCAUAAUGUUGUUCUUCGACAGGGGUUUGCUUGCGCUGGCUAAUAUACUUCUGUUAGCAGGUGUAGCACUUCUGUUGGGCUUGCGUUCUACAUUACAGCUCUUCAAAGUAAACUACAAGGGCACAAUAUCAUUUAUGCUUGGGCUCUUUCUCAUAUUCGUUCGCUGGCCAGUUGUGGGUAUCAUUGUGGAAAUAUAUGGAUGCAUUAUUCUCUUCGGUUGUUUCUGGCCAUCCAUCAAGGUUUUUCUUUUCCAGAUUCCUGUAUUUGGAUGGAUUCUGCAGUAUCCUGCUCUGCUUCUUGACCGCUUUCGUAGCUGACUGGUUGAUUUGUCUACUCCAGUUAUCCUGUUUGAUUCCUCAUCAUCUUUUGAUGAGUUUGUUUUUGAAAAGGAGGAAGAAUAUACUGAGCUAGGAUGCAUCAAAGUUGUUUGUCAUGUAAUGCAGAUUGUUGUCACCUUGAUUUUCAAAUGUAUAUUAUAUGUAGAUUAGGAUUAUGAUAAUCAUUAUAAGUUCUUAACUAGCAAUUCUUGUUCUCAAGUUUUGAUAUACUCUCCCUUGUUUCCUCUACCAUUUCUAAGGAAAUUCUUUUUGACAUAA
Messenger RNA from Solanum verrucosum, 720 nucleotides. RefSeq names its product vesicle transport protein GOT1. The transcript has 6 exons. Gene Ontology annotation, biological process: retrograde transport, endosome to Golgi; endoplasmic reticulum to Golgi vesicle-mediated transport. Lineage: Eukaryota; Viridiplantae; Streptophyta; Magnoliopsida; Solanales; Solanaceae. The record is from RefSeq and is a predicted model, not a curated record. The coding region runs from base 49 to 441 and encodes 130 amino acids.